Colletotrichum navitas is the source of this 675-nucleotide messenger RNA. RefSeq lists its product as uncharacterized. Lineage: Eukaryota; Fungi; Ascomycota; Sordariomycetes; Glomerellales; Glomerellaceae. The coding region runs from base 1 to 675 and encodes 224 amino acids. The record is from RefSeq and is a predicted model, not a curated record. The transcript is spliced from 2 exons.
AUGUUUGAGGUCUGCUUGCAAUCGGCUAGAGUCCAGGACCUUCAUAUGCACCUACUGAUAAUUCUUUCGUGUGAGCACAGCGAACAUCUUACAUAUGACAAUCAAGAGCCUUCCGUCGGCGAUGGCCUCUAUGCCUCGGAUGCAUUGGGUGCACAUGCAGCUCCAGAUACCAGCAACGUUGCUGUCGUCAUCAUCGAGACGGAUAUCACGCGAGUGUUCAAUCUGGUGCCCGUCAUACUUCAUUUUGCUACGGUGUUGGGCCCUACCUGGUCGAUAGUGCUCAUGACGCUCGAAUCGAACUGGGACCCUCUUAACUUCCCCGCUUCUAAACGCUUAAUUGAGACGGACCGGCUACGGGAUUUGAUCGGGGCCUCCAUCGCACCUCAAUUAGGCCAAGGGUACAGCGGUGGCCUUUCGUUGCGUAAUCCGAAAUUCAUGUACGACAUUAUUACUGACCCUGACGCAACUCUUGGUCUGGCCGAUUUUGAGGACCAAUGGCUCAAUGCAAGAGUCAGGGAACGCAACGGAAAUCUGCCUAGCCCGGAAGAGGCGAUGGAGUUCUCGGUAGAGUCGAUGUACUACGAAAGACCUUUAGGAUAUUAUCAACCAGCUCGACGGCAAAAGGAUGAUCUAACUAAAAUAGCCGAGCGGUGUCCAGAGAUUGGCCUAUUGUAG